AUUAAACAGCCGUGCUUUCAAGAUAUAAACUUUAUCUCCGUUUCUGUUUUCUAGUUGUUGCACGAUCAGCUUGGAGUUGUGGAUUUUGCGCCAUAUAAAUCUCUCUUUCUUUCGACUUUCUCUCGAUCUCGCGUCGCUUACACAGGAUUGCCUGGCUUGCCCACCAUGUUCGCCUUUCCUCAUAGAAACUGGUAAGCAUAUGCUCCCGCUUUUCAAUGCAUGGCUUAGACAACCUGGGACCGGUUGGAUUGGCCGAUUAGCGCUAAAGGUGGAUUGGACGAUUAGCGCUAACCCAGGGUUAAAAUUUAACCUGCUGUUUUAGUUGCCAUAUAUCUGCACGUCCAUUUAUUUCAAAAUGUCAGAAAAGAAAACUCCUAUUGAUCUAGACAUGAUUUGUGAAGAAAUAUUUCCAAAUUUAAAAACAAGCUGUUAGGAAGUGUACUUUGAAUUUAAGUUAACCUACGGUUAAGCUAAUCGACUUUUGAACAACCGGCCGCAGGCUGUUGCAAUAUACAGGUGUCAGAAGAACAGUUUAGAAGUGAUAGUUAGUUUAGUUUAGGUUUCCUCCUGUAGUAACACUACUGGAUCAAUAAGAGAUGAUCCUUACUGGACCUCUAGGAAAAACAGUUUAAAACUGUUAGAGCUAUCCAGUGUAAAUAUAGUUAGUUUAGUUUAGGUUUCCUCCUGUAGUAACACUGGAUCAAUAAGAGAUGAUCCUUACUGGACCUCUAGGAAGAACAGUUUAGAACUGACAGAGCUAUCCAGUGUAAAUAUAGUUAGUUUAGUUUAGGUUUCCUCCUGUAGUAACACUGGAUCAAUAAGAGAUGAUCCUUACUGGACCUCUAGGAAGAACAGUUUAGAACUGACAGAGCUAUCCAGUAUAAAUAAAGUUUGUUUACAGUAGUUUAGGUUUCCUCCUGUAGUAAUACUGGAUCAAUACGAGGUGGCUCUUACUGGACCUCUAGAAGGAAUAGUUUAGAACUGGCAGAGCUAUCUAUUAUAAAUAAAUAAUUAAAGUUAGUUUGGUUUAGGUUUCCCCCUGUAGUAACAGUUUUAGUUCAUAUAAAUCGUUUUAAAACUGAAUUUUAAUGUCUAUUUUGUUGUUAUACAGGAAAGAAGCUGGAGCCCGCGCUGGUCUUCCUGCUGUUGGUGUUAAACUGAACACACUUGUACAGCGGCUUCAGAUUGCGUACCAACUAACUACAGGCGGGAAAUUCCAGGAGGCUGCGGUGAAAUUCCAAGAUAUCUUGCUUCAUGUUACAUUACUUGUAGUGGACUCUAAACAAGAUAUCAGUGAGGUAAGAUUAGUAGAGAUGCUUGUAUAUAAUCAUUCAGAUUCUGAACUGUUCUUCCUAGAGGUCCAGUAAGGAUCAUCUCUUAUUGAUCCAGUGUUACUACAGGAGGAAACAUAAACUCAACUAACUUUAUUUAUACUGGAUAGCUCUAUCAGCUCUAAACUGUUCUUCCUAGAGGUCCAGUAAGGAUCAUCUCUUAUUGAUCCAGUGUUGCUACAGGAGGAAACAUAAACUAAACUAACUUUGUUUAUACUGGAUAGCCUUAUCAGUUCUAAAAAGUUAUUUAUAGAAGUCUUGUAAAGACAAUUAAACCUUGUUGGUCUAGUUUUACUGUUUUAGUAUAGAAAGAAAACUAGAUUACCUGGAAUCAAACUGGAAUCAGUCUUCUCGCGUGCUACUGAGAGGAAAUUAUAAUGACAUAUAAUUCCAUCUUAAUUUUCAGGCGCAGCAACUACUCGGAAUCUGUCGAGAAUAUAUCGUUGGGCUGUUGAUGGAAAUUAAACGUAAAACCUUGCCCAAGGUACAGUAGGAAGGUUGUUGACUAUGCCACACUGUACACAAGAAUAAUUUUGUAAAACACAUUAUGACCAUAUUUUCGUGGGUGAAUAAUUUCUUUGUGGGGCAAUUUAAUCGCUUGCAAAUUACUAUCGAGAAUAUCAGCCUACGAGCUGCUAAAUAAUUCUAAAGCAAGUAGCCUUUAAAUUGUGCGCUUUUAAAUAACCACACAAAGGCAGAUUCGCAAUGUUAAAUACCUUGAAACUUAGAAAGUUUCAAAACGUUUCAAAAAUCGGGAAAAAGAGACAUUAGGAAUGGAUAAUAUGGUGAAUUGUUUUUCGUGCAUUUUGAACAUAUUUUUGUCGCUAUCAUUGAGAAUCCUUUCAGGGUUCAGUGUGUGUAUAAAAAGUUAUACACUGCGUAUAAGGAUAGAUAAUCAUGCGAUGGUGCUCGUAGAAUUAGGGAUUAAUAGUACGAGUGAUGUUUGGAAAUUUUGCCAAAAUUGGACGAGCCGCCGGGGCGAGUCCAAUUUGGCAAAUUUCCAAACAUCACGAGUUGUUUAUUAUUAGCAUGACAAAAUUGGAUACUUCUCAAUGUCAACAUCAUAUUCUCUCGCCAAAGCUCAGUCCUGUCAGAUCAACCAAAAUUUGGCGCUUUUGUUCGUAUUUUCAUUUAGCUCUUUUGUUAAAGCAACAUUUGGUGCUUUUGUUCGUAUUUUCAUCUAGUUUCUCUAGGGCAAUUUCAUUUCACUUUUGUAUUUUGUCAAAAUACCUUUCCGCCAUUUUGUUUUGUUUCGGAAAAAUCAUUAAUUGUACAGCAGUACAAUUAAUGAAAUAAUUGUACUCCUCUCAACCAAUCAGCAUCCAGUAAUUUUGACAUGCUAAUAAUGAAAUCGAAUUUCAGCGCGCUAUUGUAUCUGAAUUACUUUCCGUUUGACCAAGAUUUUUUUAUAUUCGGAAAGAUCAGGCUUUUAGCUGUCGAAUGAUUGUUCUUCAUGCCAAAUGGAUAAAAAAAUGAGCAAAUACGAAUCCGAUAAAUCAGAAUCGCAUAUUUUCACCGUUGAGAAUUGGGCCUAAAACCAUUGAAAAUGAACCCCCUUUGGUACUUACUACGCACAAUGAAUUUUAGCUAAGCUAUCACUAAUGAAAUUUCAACUCGACAAGAUUACGUCAUUUCGUUACCAGUCCCACGACAACUGUAUGGAGCCACCUUAAGCGCAGCGAAGUUACCCAACAUUGAACGUCGACCUACAUUUAAUUCAGCGGUCAUGGGGGCAUGUAAACAACGUUUCCUAUUCUCACAAUGUUCGUGUUUUUUUAAGGGAAAUUUGGAAGAGCAGAAAAGGCACUGUGAAAUGGCCGCGUAUUUCACGCAUUGUAAUCUCCAACCUGUACAUCAGAUUUUGACUCUGAGAACAGCAUUGAAUCUCUUUUUUAAGGUACAAAACCACGUUGAUAUUUUAUGUAAACAGCGCUGGUAGCUCACACUGCAGAAAUGUUAACAGUUGUAGGUCAAAGGAAAUUUAAUUAUUGUUCUCCAAUUUUAUUUAUUUGACUCCCACGACGAGACUACUGCAUACCAGGGCGCGUAUAUAGCCUCUUUUGCAAGGAGGGGUGCAGUUUUCCAUGGGGUGGUGCAUGAGGGUGCCUUACUGCACAGUCUGCAACGCUACUAUCACAACAUUACCAUUAUUUGAGAUGGCCGAAUCUGCAUCCCAGUCUCAUUCUGAUAACUGUAGAUUGUGAGGUUGAUUUUCUGUUGCCAUAAUAUCUUGAAUGGUUUCUUUAAUUUAGUUGAAGAACUACAAGACAGCUUCUUCCUUUGCUAGACGUUUAUUGGAGCUUGGACCACGCCCUGAUGUCGCUACACAGGUUUGUCAUUUGAAUUGUUGUUUUGUUUAGUACUACAGUGGUAACUACAUCUGGCUUUCACGUCUAUUAGACUUGCUCCUGUAGUAACACUGGAUCAGUAAGAGAUGAUCCUUACGGGACGUCUGGGGAGAAUAGUUUAGAACUGAUAGAGCUAUCUAGUAUAAAUAAAGUUAGUUUAGUUCAGUUUAGUUUAGUUUGCGUUUCCUCCUGUAGUAACACUGGAUCAAUAACAGAUGAUCUUUACUCGACCCCUCGAGAGAAGUGAUAAAGCUAUCCAAUAGAAAGCAAGCAAAUAUAGGACGAUAUUGGUGAAGCAAGGUAUACUAUAAUUAUCAUAUUUUAUUUAGACUCGUAAGAUCCUUCAAGCGUGCGACAAGAAUCCUACGGAUACACACGAACUCCUAUACGAUCCUCAUAAUCCAUUCACAAUCUGUGGCACCACGUAUAAGCCGCUGUACCGGUAAGUAGCUUGUGCUAGAUAUUCAGAUGAACAAUCUGAAUAGGUUUUGAAAAUCCCACUGUUCUCCGUGCCAUCCAGUCGUGAUCGAGUGAUCAAAAUGUUCCAUUGUGUUUUCAUUGUUUUUGAAAAUCCUACAGUUCUCCAUGCCAUCCAGUCAUGAUUCAGUGAUCAGAAUGUUCCAUUGUCUUUUCAUUGUUUUGAAAAUCCCACUGUUCUCCGUGCCAUCCAGUCGUGAUCCAGUUAUCAGAAUGUUCCAUUGUGUUUUCAUUGUUUUUGAAAAUCCUACUGUUUUCCAUGCCAUCCAGUCAUGAUUCAGUGAUCAGAAUGUUUCAUUGUCUUUUCAUUGUUUUGAAAAUCCCACUGUUCUCCAUGCCAUCCAGCCAUGAUCCAGUGAUCAGAAUGUUUCAUUGUCUUUUCAUUGUUUUGAAAAUCUCACUGUUCUCCAUGCCAUCCAGUCAUGAUCCAGUGAUCAGAAUGUUUCAUUGUCUUUUCAUUGUUUUGAAAAUCUCACUGUUCUCCAUGCCAUCCAGUCAUGAUCAAGUGAUCAGAAUGUUUCAUUGUCUUUUCAUUGUUUAUUUGUUUUGAAAAUCUCACUGUUCUCCAUGCCAUCCAGUCAUGAUCCAGUGAUCAGAAUGUUUCAUUGUCUUUUCAUUGUUUUCAAAAUCCCACUGUUCUACAUGCCAUCCAGUCAUGAUCCAGUGAUCAGAAUGUUUCAUUGUCUUUUCAUUGUUUUCAAAAUCCCACUGUUCUCCAUGCCAUCCAGUCGUGAUCCGGUGAUCAGAAUGUUCCAUUGUCUUUUCAUUGUUUUCAAAAUCCCACUGUUCUCCACGCCAUCCAGUUAUAAUCCCGUGAUCAGAAUGUUCCAUUGUUUUAAAAAUUCCACCGUUAUACUUUCAGGGGUAAGCCGCAAGAAAAAUGCGCAUUAUGUCAAGCCUCGUAUUUCCCAGAGUAUAAAGGAAAGCUGUGUAAUGUUUGUAAGGUAAGUUAUAGAGGUUGACAGAUUCGGUUAGCGCACGCGCUGAGCUGUACGUCUUAGUUUAUCAAGGGUAAAGGCACGAUUUCACCCUGCGAUUUUCGCGCACACACGCAAAAAUCUCGCAACUUGUAGCAAAUCGCCAACAACACACAUAAACACGCACAAGUUGUUACAGGUCUGCAGACAAGUUGUUACAAAUCUGUUCACAAGCUGUCGCUAGUUGUGUUCGCACUGCUUGUUCCCAGUUGUUGUAACAAGUUUGGAACAAGCUGUUGACAACUUGUAACAAGCUUGAUGAUAUUAUCAGACUUGUUACAAGGUUGUUCCAACAAAUCCGACACAGUCAUGAUAUAACAAUAAUGUUACAACCCUGUGUGGUCCAACAUAUAAAAUUCUUGUUAUAAUGUUAUAUUUUAUUGUAUUGUAUUGUAUAUCAUGACUGUAUCAGACUUGUUAGAACAACCUUGUAACAUUCUUGUUAUAUCAUGAUUGUAUCAGACUUGUUAGAACAACCUUGUCACAUUCUUGUUAUAUCAUGACUGUAUCAGACUUGUCAGAACAACCUUGUAUUACUUGUAACAUUCUUGUUAUAUCAUGACUGUAUGAAACUUGUUACAACAACCUUGUAACAUUCUUGUUAUAUCAUGACUGUAUCAGACUUGUUAGAACAACCUUGUAACAUUCUUGUUAUAUCAUGACUGUAUCAGACUUGUUAGAACAACCUUGUAACAUUCUUGUUAUAUCAUGACUGUAUCAGACUUGUUAGAACAACCUUGUAACAUUCUUGCUAUAUCAUGACUGUAUCAGACUUGUUAGAACAACCUUGUAACAUUCUUGUUAUAUCAUGACUGUAUCAGACUUGUUAGAACAACCUUGUAACAUUCUUGUUAUAUCAUGACUGCAUCAGACUUGUUAGAAAAACCUUGUAACAUUCUUGUUAUAUCAUGACUGUAUCAGACUUGUUAGAACAACCUUGUAACAUUCUUGUUAUAUCAUGACUGUAUCAGACUUGUUAGAACAACCUUGUAACAUUCUUGUUAUAUCAUGACUGUAUCAGACUUGUAAGUUAUAUCAUGACUGUAUCAGACUUGUAACCUUGUAAUUCUUGUUAUAUCAUGACUGUAUCAGACUUGUUAGAACAACCUUGUAAUAGUCUUGUUAUAUCAUGACUGUAUCAGACUUGUAAGAACAACCUUGUAACAUUUUUGUUAUAUCAUGACUAUAUCAGACUUGUUAGAACAACCUUGUAACAAGUCUGAUAAUGACAUCUAGCUUGUUCCAAAUUUGUUACAACAACUGGGAACAAGCAGUGCGAACACAACCUGUCGACAGCUUGUGAACAGAUUUGUAACAACUUGUUUGCAGCCCCACAACAAUUUGUGCGUUUUUACAUGUGUAGACUUAUUUACUGUCGUGUAUUUUUUAGGUUGCCGAAAUUGGAAAGGACGCGAUUGGAUUAAGGAUAAGCAUAAGUCAGUUUCGUUAAGAACAUACGGAAGGAUCCAAAGAUCUCACAAGAAAACGUAAACAGAAAGUUAAAACACGCAGACAACAAAUUAAAACACGCAAAGAACUGGACGAACACGUUAAAAGUUCAUUCAGAUUUAUCGUAGAAACACAAUACCGGUAAGCGGAUGUUGUGUGACUUAUUACUAUAAUAGAAAUAAAUUUACAAUUUUACUAUAAUAUGCGUUAGACGAACUUUUGGGUAAAAUGAAAGCUUGAUAGUAAAUUGUUUGUUUUGCUAAA
Paramuricea clavata is the source of this 6846-nucleotide messenger RNA. NCBI's taxonomy places the organism in Eukaryota, Metazoa, Cnidaria, Anthozoa, Malacalcyonacea, Plexauridae. The record is from the annotation of a GenBank genome assembly.